Messenger RNA from Leptomonas pyrrhocoris, 1240 nucleotides. RefSeq lists its product as hypothetical. The coding region runs from base 119 to 1240 and encodes 373 amino acids. The transcript has a single exon. Lineage: Eukaryota; Euglenozoa; Kinetoplastea; Trypanosomatida; Trypanosomatidae. The record is from RefSeq and is a predicted model, not a curated record.
GUCUGUGAUACAGAAACUACAAAGCUUUCUUACCUGCUAUUGGAUGUCGCGACGCUGUUUGGCUCAAAUGCAUUGGCCCUUUCUUGAAGGAUGCCCAAAGAGGCACCUUGUUCUGCAUAUGGACAUCAACAAAACAAUUAUUCAAAUCGAUCAGGCCGGGGGCAGCACUUUGGAAGACGUGCUCAACAGCAACGUUGCAGCUAAUGUGUAUGGGUUGAUCGAUCCAAAGGAUAACAAGUGGAAGGCGCUGUACGGCCCUUUUGACAAAGACGCCACCGUUUCACUACCGCCAAAAGGCGAUAUAGUAACAUAUGACGCGUAUAUUGAUCGCCUUCACUGCGAACCAGCCGGUAUGCAGGAGUUGCCAAAGCAAGAGAAGAAUGCCGUCUGGAAGACUGUGACUAAUUUGCGACGCCAGGCUACGAGAAAGUUUACGCACGCCGGACAGCCUGGCGAGUCAUACGCGCCGCUUGUUGAGCUUCAGCGGCAGCACCUCAAACACGGCGACGAAUACUAUCGCAUCAUUCCCUCAUUUUUCAGGCUGAUCAACAUACUGUCCGAGUCGGAUAUGCCGUUCACUCUCAUCUUCAGGACGUUUGGAAGCGACUUGGAGUCCAUUUUGCAAGAGUGGAGGGCAUUUGUGCAAGGCACACAUUUUUGUAAACCGUCUGGUCCCAUUUUGCAAAGAAUGCGUGACAGCUACAGGGAACCGCUUUGCGGCAGCGUUUACCGUCACAAGGACGAAAUGUACAUUUGUUACGGUCUGCAGGUGUCACUUUUUUCGUUUUUGGGUCCUCAUUAUGAGGAAACCGAUGCUGUAAAGAUACUUGAACACCUUAAACAACUGCCUGGAUGCACGUCGGCGUACAAAACAUCGUUUGUGGAUCUAAAAGACCACAUGCUUGAUUAUUUCGCGCGCUCAAACAAUGUUGGUGGACUCGUUGAUUACUACCCGAACUGGGCCCAAGGCGCUGAACGCAGAACCGGUGGAAAAGUUUUCCCUCUGUCACAAAAUGAUCCGCAAUACUUUUAUGCGUUCUUCGACGAUAAUAUUUUUAUUGGCGAUGAACACUCUAUCGUCGACGUUCGAGAGGCGGAAGGCGCAGCGAGCAUCGUUGAUCCAGAAAUCGAAAGAAAGUACUGUGUUCCAGUUAACGCUUUCAAAGCCAUUGUUGACAACAACUACUUUGUGGACGAAUUGGGUGUGUGCUUAAAACUGCAAGCGCAAGGUGCUCUAUAA